Molecule: messenger RNA, 5262 nt
Organism: Trypanosoma rangeli
Lineage: Eukaryota; Euglenozoa; Kinetoplastea; Trypanosomatida; Trypanosomatidae
Exons: 1
Coding region: 1-5262 (1753 amino acids)
Biological process (GO): establishment of mitotic sister chromatid cohesion; regulation of gene expression; replication-born double-strand break repair via sister chromatid exchange
Cellular component (GO): Scc2-Scc4 cohesin loading complex
Molecular function (GO): chromatin binding
Source: RefSeq, a predicted model, not a curated record
AUGCUUUCUACGCACGACGCCGCCGUACCGCUUCCGCCGGAUGUUUCGGCUACCGUCGACCCACUCUUGGAGGUGCUGUCGGCGUUUCCGAUGCCGCAGCUGCUGGCGACAUCGGCACCCCCAGAGCGCAGCGGCGGAGUGGCGCGUGGCACAUCGCACGCGUUGGACCACGCAGUAAAAGGGACUGUCAUGGAGUCCGCCCGUACUCUUAUGGCGUCCAGCAGCUACAUGGCACUGCGCCGCACUGCCGCAGAGGAGGGGGAAGAAGAAGAGGGUGGUGGAGACGGCAGCACGCCGCAAAAUGCAUCACACCUUUCCCCGCUAGCGCGGCGCAUCCAUGAGGAGCUGCUGCGGAUAGAGAUAGAUCGACUUCACGGAAUCAGUGAGAUGCGCAACGCUGAGGCACCUUCGAAGCAGGCGCGGUGGGUACACAAUGCGGAAUGUCACAUGACGCUGCGCCCGCGUUCCGCUCUCGAUGACUGUGGUGAAAAGGAAAAUGAGGAGGCAAGGCGAACCGUGAAGGUGCCAAAGCGCGAGCCGAAUUUCAGCUCUAUCGCUCCAGGUCACCUGCACGAUGCCGAGUUCGCCAAUGCCGGGCCUACACCAGAGUCGUACGGCCCCUCCACCCUUUCGGAUAUCAUUGACGCGGGGGUGCAGGGUCCCCGCGCGCUGGCGUCGCUGCUGGGCUUGUUAUCGGAUGCCCCGCAGCCCUUUAAAGACGUCCCUGCGGAUCGUCUCACAGCGUUUGUGUCGUCGCUGUUAACACUGCCGGGGGCUACAGCGACGUCUUCGGCGGACUUUGCGCUUCCCGCGGCUGCGAUGGAGCGGGCCGUGACCUGUUGUGCAUGCAUUGCCCACCCCACGUUUGAUCCAUCGGUGCUCGCCGAGGACGCGGUGGACCGCCUUAUCACUAUCCUUGCCGCCCUCCUCCGCCGCAUCCGAAGGCGGCAAUCAGGGCACGUGCCGGACGACGCCGGUGCCGGGACGGAGCUUGAGUGCCUACGAACGAUGCUGCGCUGCUUUGCCCUGAUGCUCGUUGACACCCGGCUUCGCCUCUGCGCUCAUGGGGAUCUGCUGCGUUUGGAGGAUCUUUGUUUUCAGUGCCUCUUUGUCGUUACCAGCACCUACGGACGGCAGGAGGUAGUCAACUACGCCGCGUACGUGUUGAGCCACGCGUUGCACCUCUACAGCGCCCUAUGGAACCGGCUAGAGUGCCAGCGCGAGGCAACCUGGCAGCGCUUCUUUCUCCGUCUACCGCAGGGCGAAAAUCUCUUGGUGCGCCUGUACCUGCUUCCGUCGGGGGUGAAAGUAACGGCACUCACACCGGCGGUGGUGGCCGCGGCGCAGUCGACGCCCGUCGGCAACGGCGCCGUCACACGAGGUGCCGCGGAACGCCUGCAGCAGCAAUGCCGCGUGUGGUCAAACAUGUUUUUUCAGCACUUUCUGCUUGAGGAACGCGACGACAAGCGAGAACGGGAGAUGUGCGGCGCCGUUGUCCUGCAGUUCUGCGAGGACUUGGCGAACAUGGUGGGGCUGCCGGAGUACCCUGCGGCGGACAUGCUGCUGCGCGCUUUCCUUGUAUCCUUUGCACAUCACUGCUUGUCCGCCUCCGAAGCGGAAGGGCUGCGGACGCUCUUUCUGGACGCCAUUUUUCGGGUAUCCUGUGUCCUUUUCGGCCCCACGCAGCAGACGGUGCUGCAGUCCGUCUUUCCAGAGGCGUGUGAGCUGACGGACGCUCAGCUGCGACAGUGGCGGCAGCUCACGCACCCGGACGAGGCGGCGAUAGAUACAGAGGUGCCGCUUUCCCACGAUGAAAUGCGGCAGGCACUGCUCUACAUGGUUCUCUCGCACCAGGUUGCGGAUCCCGCACCUGAUAUUGCGGCCACUGUCUUGCACCUGCGCGCGGCGCACGUCUACACAUGGGCCAUCCAGGACGCGGAUCGUUUCCCAGACGCCGUGGUGGAGGCACUGGUGCACGCCACGCAGGUGCAAGAUGGCGGCGUUGCCGUCGAAUGGAGCAUUUUGCAUGCGUGCAGCGCGCAGUUGUGUGCCUCCUGCGACAAGUCCUUGUUGAGCGCCAUGGCGAAUGAGCGGCUGCUGUCGUGGCUGCUGUCUGUGGUUCAGCUGCGGGAGGAGCAGCACUCCGCGGGGCUCGAGCUGGCACGCAAGAAGGCCAUCCAGUACAUGGGGAAGCUCGCCGCAAUGCACCCACCGCUGCUUGCGAAGGUUUGGCCCAUCGCUCGACGCUGCGUUCGCGAUGAUAGCGCGCGCGUGCGGGAGGCCAUAGUCCCGCUGUUUCUCACGUUGUUCUCUGAGACUUGCGGGAGGAGUGAUGCCGUUGCCCGUGUGGAGGAGACCGCCGCGGAGGUCGUCAGCUGCCUUCUUCACCUUCUGAACGACCGCAGCGUGGCCGUCGUUACGCGCGCCAUUGCGGCGCUUGACACCCUUCUUACAGACGCGUCGCUACGACAUCUGCUGGAUACCUUGGCGGCGGGCGAAAACCUGCUGACGUUUACGGAGUCGAAGCUGCUUGCGUUUGUUGGGCCAGGAAAGGAGACUCGACAUCAAACAUGCGUGAUGCGGCUCUUCCUACGACGGUGGGUGGGGCAGGAGGUUACCGACGUCGCCAGCCACCCCGUACGGGCUCGCGUAGCAAGGGAGCUGAUACGCCUUACCGUGACGAACAUGACGUACCCGUACGAGGCGUCGGAGUCGCUGCAUCUUGUCGCCCUCCUGCGCGGGAUGUGCCGUCUGGCAGAGGGGCGGGGGACGUCGAGGCGCACAGCAAAAAGCGCGCAGGCGGACGCGCUGGAGCUGCGCGGUGUCAUGAUCGGCGUCGCGAAGGUGCUGUGGGCGGAGCACCAGCGACUGAUGCCCGCGCCAGAGGCGGCAGCCGCGCUCACCGCCGUCCACGCCCUGGCCCUCGCAUGCGGUGAGUGGGUCGAACCCCUGUUGGAGGUCCUCGCGCAGACCCUCGCGCGGUCAAUCACGCCGCCGCCACCACCAUCACAACCGUCAUCGUCGUCGCAGGUAGCAGAGAGGGAGGCGGUGGGGGUCACGCUGCUACAUGUGUGCCGCAUCCUGCGGACGGUGUUGCUAGCGCCGCGCGCACCACCGCUUGCACUGGACCCACUCGCACGGGUCCUCACUACCGUGCUGUCAAGGUAUGUUGGGCCGCAUCAGCAGCAGAUUCUCGUAUCCGCCAGCGGCGUUCUAGCGGCCACCAUCACGUGUGGCGGAGACGGCCUUGCGGGCUACACGAACACAAAGUACCUGCUCCUCUGCUACUCUCUCAUGAAUACAUACUACGUGCGCACCAUGUCGUUCAUUCCGUCGCUUCGCACAGAUCUGCAGAGUGUGGCCUACACGCUGCGUUUUCUUUUUCUUCUCUCGGAAUUUCUGCGCUUAUAUCCCGCGUGGAAGCAGCACCACCAGGAGCUGACCGAGGAGACGGCGGUGGGUGGGUCGGGCGUUUCGAAUCAACUGGCACUCGGGGGCGGCAUCUGCGCGAACGUGUACGCGGCGGUGGAGCGGGUGCUGCAGGAGUGCCCCGCAGAGGCGCAGGAGCGAACAACCGUCAUUGCCUUGCGUGUGUUUGCCUCUCUCUGCAUGCUGCAGCCGACAAUAUUUUUCCGUCGCUGCGAGCCCUAUCUGCGGCGUGCCCUCGACCCCGCCGGCGACCUCUCCCUGCAGUCCCAGGGCCUUGUCCUCAUUCGUGACUUUUUGAAGGACGAGGACGCCCGAGUUGACCGUGCGGCAGCCACAAACGCUCCUGUGCCGCUGCCGUCUGCCGCGUCUUCGUCGUCGUCCCCGACUGCGCGAAAGCGAGGGAGACAUGAUGGGCUGCAUGUUGAGGCUGCUCCGUGCGUGGAGGAGCAGAACAGUGGCAUGGCGACGUGGGUGAUGCAGCAGUUUCAUUUGCAGAUUCUGCAACUGUGCGAGGUCAGCGCCGUGGGGGUGCGUCAGCUGGCCUUUGAGGUCCUGCAGCUAUGCGCGGAGGGGGGACUACUACCGCCGUCGCGGUACGCAAGUGCCCUGAUUGUUCUUGCUGCAGAUCCGCAAAACGAGGCACUGCGGCACGUUGCUGUGGAGUGUAUGGCGUCGCAAAGUGAGCGGUACGCUGACGUCGUUGCUGCCAAUGCCGCCACAGGCGUCAUUAGGGCGUUUGACCUUCACGACGCCUGUGGCGUUGACGUACUGCAGAGCGCCGUCCUCGCAGACACUUCCCUGCAGGCAGGUGAGUGCGUGCACGCCCAUCUCUUCACUUCACUGCGUAAGCGUCACCGGGAGGCGUUUCUUUCCUCGCUUCUGCGGUACUUUUAUCAAGAAGCGCGAGCGGCGCAGUGGCUGCGGGAACACCGCAGGGCUGGCGGGGAGUCGGCGCGAACCCCGUUUCCCUUCUUGGGUCACCUGACAAUGGUUGUGGCCUACCUCCCCUACACCAACGAAAGCGAUGUACUGCACGUGCUGGACAACUGCCGCGCGGCGGUGGACCUGGUGGGGCAGAGCUGCCUUGACUUUGCGGAGGCGCAGCUGUCUCUCCUGCAGUCACGGCGGCGCCCCACGCAUCCGGUGAGGCGGAGAAGCGGCACUGGCGGUCGUGAUGACACGGCGAGGCAGGACACCGCCGUUGAGCUGUGGCAGUGUUUUGGCAUUCUCUGUAUCUCGCACCUGCGCACCUUCCUUUGCGACGAGUACGGCUUGUAUGGGGCGAAGCUGCGGCGGUUGUCAAUGCGGCGUCGCAGCGGCAACACCUACCACCUGACAACACUCGCCCGCCGUGAACCGCAGAGCGCCGCCUCUGUGGCGUUUCGGCAGAACCUCACGGCGUUGCUGCGGAGUGAGGCACCGCUGUGGGAGGGUCCGCCGACGGACGCGGCCUCUGCCAACAGCCAGCGUUGCUCCGUCGAGGAAUUAUGCGGUGCCCUCGCGGGGGUGGUGCAGGCGGCUGAGAUGGAGGUGGAGACCGACGGUAGGGGGGCCACCCGCGGUAGUAGGGGCAGCACACAGCUGCCGCGGGCGCGGAGCUCGCGAGGCACUCCCCCAGCAGGCGCGACGGAAGAAGACGAAGAGCAGCCGGGACGGCGGCGGCAGCGGCGGAUGGCCGCGGAGGAGGACGAAGAGGGGGGAGACGUGACGGCAACGACAGGCAGCGGCAGUAACAGCAGCAGUGAUUCCCUGUCCGCAUCCGCUUCUGCCUUUGACGAUAACGAUGACAGCGAUACCGAUGGGGUGGAGGCGGGCUCUACUAGAAGCGCGUGA